UACCUGGCAAGACUGUUUCAGGGAGCGCAAGCAGCCUUCCUCCCUGCGCGUUCAGCCUGGCAACACUAUUUACGUUUAGGCAGUAAACACUAUUUUAUCUAAGAUUCUUGUAUUUAUCAUCGGCAGACAGAGCCUCGCGUAGGUGGUCUGUGAGGGUCGUGUUCCGGGAAGUGUAAAUCGCUGGUAUAUUAAUAUCCGCAGCAAGUUAGAAGGAAAUAAUAGAACAUCGAUAAACACGGUUUGUCGUGCCAUCGUUUCUCAUCACGGCCACGAGGAUAAACACGCCCGGCGACACGGCGUUUCUUCAUGGGGAAGAUUUAAUGACAAGGAAGUUGCGGGCGCCGACGAAAAUAAGGAAAGGAUUUGCAGAGCGGUAAGACAGAAAAAAAUCAGAAGCGGGAAGAGAAAUGGGGAUGGAGAUGGGAAACGACUAGGAACCGACGGGUAAAGAAAUGUGAAAUGAAGAUGAAACUGUUUGAGAAAAUCAGUGAAUGCGAUUGCGAAGCGAAAAAAAGUGUCUGAGGAGCAAUUUGUUGAUCAACUAUGAUAAAACGUGGACACAUCCCAAAGAAAACAGCGGGAUUCAGUUGGGGAAUUAUCAAGAAAUAAAAGUUGUAAACAGAUCGAAUGAAGAUGACGGAAGCCGAGUGACGCGAUUUGAAGCGUCGUGGCAUGUUCCCAAGAGCGAAGGUUCACACGAGAACAGUGUAGGCGUCCGCCCACCGUCUCGCGUGGGCGCGAACUACCUCUUAGGCGCGGCUCCACUGUUCGUAGACAAUAGUUGGCCGCUUUAGAACUUCUGUUGCCUCAUUAUGACGUUAAGAGGUUCUGGGAUAAAGGGCGACUGGGGUUAUCUUCACUGCGCGGUGUCAGGGCUCGCAAAACACGUGGCCAACGCAAGCCUGCUCUCCCGUGGCUGGGUCUUAUUACCUUCUCUGUGUACGAAUGGGUGCACAGUGCGGGCACACAGACAACUAUGGCCACGAGAGGAGUCUGGGAUGACUUACACACUGCAUGGUAACGGCCAAGCCGGAGAGGAUAACAGCUAUGAGAGCAGGAGGGAAGAUUUGGCGUCGCCGUCUGGCCAAGUGUCACCCCAUAGUCCCCUUGGCAGGAUCGCUCGUGCUGACGUCGUUUUUUGUGCUGAUCCUCAACAGACAUCCCAGCCUAAGCCAAAGAUCCACAAAUAACUCGAAAGAAGAACUACUGCAGGUGAGUUACCCUGAACUUUUGCACCGCCUGCGAGGACCGCUGAGUGCCGAUGAUCCACAGGUGGUGUCCGAGCUGUUUAGCCGCCAUCUGCGGCCUCCUUCUACGUUGCCUUAUAACCUCACUGGCUCCUCCGACCUAGGGAUAAGGAAGUUCAGCUGGCCGUUCAUUCAUAAAUAUGUGAAGCACUUCCUUGGCGAGCAGAAACACGGGUUCUUCGUGGAGGCCGGAGCUCUGAACGGGGAGCUGCUGUCCAACACCCUGUGGCUGGAGCGCAGCAACAACUGGACGGGGCUGCUAGUGGAGCCAACGGCCGUGACUUUCCGCUACCUCGUCUGGAAAAGACGACGCGCCUGGACCUCUAACACUUGCCUGUCAACCACGACGUACCCGCGACAGGCGGUCUUCGAGGCGACGGCGCAGAAGAAGGGCGAAAUAGCCUACCCUUGGUUCUACCGAGCAGAAAACUUCGAAAUCAACCCUGCAGGCGCUGGGAACUUCGAUUGGCUGAUGGGAUCGUGGACCCAGGAGUACACUGUGGCGCAAUGCUUUCCCCUGUGGUCGUACCUGCUCGCCCUCAACACGACGACGGUGGACUUCCUUUCUCUGGACACCCAAGGGGGCGAGCGGGACAUCCUGAAAACGAUUCCCUUCGAUAAAGUGAAAAUAAGGGCGAUGGUUGUCGAGCAUUACAUAAGCAGACAGCAAGGCAAGUACGACCCGAGCUUCGUUAGCUACAUGGAAGGGGUCGGGUACCUUCUUGUAGACUGCGACCAGGACCCUAAUUACUUCUUUAUUCUCGAGAGCGAUGUAAAACUUUACCAGAAACUGAAGCUCUUAAAUGAUACUGACAUCGGUGUUUCUUGUAAGAAAAAACUGGCUUGACGGAAAAUAUAAUAGUGAAAAUGUAUAAUGUAUAUAAUGUAUACACGUUUCUAAUCUCAAUGUAUUAAGACCUAAAAAGGGUAUUGAUGAAUGAAUAAAUGAUCCUCGUGGAGGGACUACCAUGUACUAAAUGUCUGUACUUUAACAUAUUUAUGACCAGUAAAAUCACUUGUUACAUCAUUGUGGCUCCCGGCCAGCACCCCCUGUUGAUGCCAUGUAAACGAACGAUUCAUAAACACAAUAAAACA
Molecule: messenger RNA, 2342 nt
Organism: Penaeus chinensis
Lineage: Eukaryota; Metazoa; Arthropoda; Malacostraca; Decapoda; Penaeidae
Exons: 4
Coding region: 1015-2094 (359 amino acids)
Source: RefSeq, a predicted model, not a curated record